CGUACCCUUAUAGAAGUUAACCUCAGCAAGUUUUCUGAAUGGCUCUACGAUUUGGCCGAAACUGUUUCGCCAAUUGUUUCCAUCUCAUCUAAUGAAUUCCGACUAUCCAGAACGACCAAAAAAGGGGUUGCCUUUCUAAAUGCGCACUCUGAAGAUGAUCGCGUCGAUUUGAAUUUUUCUCCAUAUGCAACACAUGAAGAACAACGGAACACCGACGACAUUACAAUAAACAGAGUAACAGAAAGGUUCUGUCUGAUCUGUAAAGGUAACUGCCCAAAGGUCGAAGAAUGUAAACGCUUUGUAGAGAUGACUUACAAGGCACGUUGGGAUGUGGUUCAUGAAUUCAACCUCUGCAAACGAUGCCUGAGAAGGCACGGACGCAAGCCCUGUAAAUCCCAGAAGCUGUGUGGACAAAACGGUUGCGAUUAUAAGCAUCAUCCAUAUCUUCAUAAACACGGAAGCGAACCAAACGUACAAGAAGGUCAUAUGCACCAUCAUUCUUCGAAUCAAGUUUUGUACCGGGUGGUACCCGUGAUCCUAUAUGGACCCGAGAAAAAGCUGCAUACCUACGCGUUUCUUGAUGAUGGUUCAUCAGUUACUCUGGUUGAUUCAACUAUCGCAGGGGAUUUGGGAAUCAAAGGGAAAUUGGAACCCCUUUGCCUCAAAUGGACGGGGAACAGAACUCGGCAGGAGAAGGAAUCUGAAAACAUUUGGAUUGAAAUCUCAGGUACAGAGAAACAUCAUAAAAGGUACGAGCUUCCAGAAGUGCACACUGUGAAGAACCUUGAUUUGUUCCAUCAAACAUUGGACAUGGAACAGCUCAGAAGACGUUAUCAUCACUUAAAAGGUGUUCCAGCAAAAUCUUAUCACGAUGUACAACCUCGAAUCUUGAUUGGAAGUAAUAAUGCGAAUUUGGGUUAUGCAUUAAGAGGUCGAGAAGGUAACAUGUAUGAACCUGUAGCCACUAAAACUCGGCUCGGAUGGAUUGUGUACGGUGGAAGCGACAAAAUAAGACGACAAUUUCCCGGGUUUCAAUGUUUCCAUCACUGCGAAUGCAGAACAAACAGCGACAAUAUACUUCAUGAGGCAGUGAAGGAGUUUUUUGCCAUAGAAAAGGCUGGUAUUGAAAAGCCAAUUAGACUAAUCGAAUCUAACGAUGAUCGUCGAGCACGAACUAUUUUGGAAUCACUUCAGCGUACCGACAACGGUCGUUACAAACUACGUCUACUUUGGAAGUUUGAUAAAUUUCGAUUGCCAGAAAGCAGAAAUUACGCUCUUCGUCGAGCACACUGUCUAGAAACUAAAUUGAAAAAACAGCCCCAGCUAGCAGCGAUAUUGAGCGAAAAAAUGAAAGACUACGUUUCGAAAGGCUACGUGAGAAAACUGACUGACGAUGAACUUGCUGAAAAUCGACCACUUGUAUGGUAUUUACCCAUUUUCCCAGUUUUCAAUGCUAACAAACCUAAUAAAGUUCGAAUGGUAUGGGACGCAGCCGCCAAAGUCCAUGGCAUCUCUCUAAAUUCAAUGCUACUCAAGGGCCCCGACCAGAACUGCGCUUUGACCGACGUGCUUAUUCGUUUCCGGGCGAAUCGGAUUGCGGUUUGCGGUGACAUUCGUGAAAUGUUUCACCAAGUUCUCAUAUCCGAAGAAGACCAACACUGCCAGCGAUUUCUAUGGAAGGACAACGUGAAUGAUGCUGAACCCAGUACCUACGUGAUGCAAGUGAUGACGUUUGGGGCAAGCUGCUCGCCCAGUUCUGCGCAGUACGUGAAAAACUACAACGCUCAACAGUACCAAGGCCAAUACCCUCUAGCGGCAGCAGCGAUAACAAAUAGUCACUACGUCGAUGACAUGCUACUGAGUGUGGAAUCGGAACAAGAAGCAAUUCAACUAGCCAAGGAGGUUCGUUUCAUCCAUGCGCAGGCUGGAUUUGAAAUGCGAAAUUGGUUGUCAAAUUCGCGGGCCGUUGUUACAGCGCUGAAUGAGUGUGGUGAGAACGAAAAAAGUCUCAACAUUGGCGAUCAGACGUCUACGGAAAAGGUAUUGGGAAUGUGGUGGUGCACAUCGACAGACUGCUUUACAUAUAAGUUGUCUCCGAAGCACGAGGAAGAUCUGCUGGCUGGAAAACGCGUACCUACAAAACGUGAGGUGCUUCGCACUCUGAUGGCAAUUUUCGAUCCAUUGGGAUUCCUUUCGAACUUGCUCAUCGUUCUAAAAGUUAUCCUUCAAGAAAUUUGGAGGUCAACCGUUGGAUGGGAUGACCAAAUCCCGAUGAAACUCUUCGAUGAUUGGCUACAAUGGUUAAGUGUGCUGCCAAGAGUUAAAGAUAUCAAAAUUCCUCGUUGCUAUCUUUCCAACCUUUCAGUAAAUACAGGAACUUUAGUAACUUUGCAUACAUUCGUAGAUGCCAGCGAACUAGCUUACGCAGCCGUCACGUACAUUAGAUUUCAACAAGGCGAUACUGUGGAGUGUGCAAUAGUGGGAGCCAAGGCUCGAGUUGCACCACUAAGAUUCCUCUCGAUUCCAAGAAUGGAACUGCAGGCAGCCGUUAUCGGAGUUAGAUUGGCAGAUACCAUUUCAAAUGCGCUUUGCUUUAAAAUAAAUCAGCGCAUUUUCUGGAGCGAUUCUCGAGACGUUCUAUGCUGGUUAAGGUCCGAUCAUCGACGUUACUCUCAUUACGUUGGUCACAGGGUUAGCGAAAUACUCGAAACUACGCAAGUUGGCGACUGGAAAUGGGUGCCUACAGAAGAAAACGUUGCUGAUGAAGCGACUAAAUGGCAGCGUCUACCAGAUCUUAAUAGUGAAUGCCGCUGGUUGAAUGGACCCGAAUUCCUGCGAGAGGACGAAGCAGCUUGGCCAUGUGAGCGGUUUGGAAAAUCGUAUACAGAAGAGGAACUUAGACCGAACGUCUCUUGUAAUGUACAUUCACUUCUUCCUGCACCCUUUAUACAAUCGGAUAGAUUUAGGAGUUGGAACUUGCUCCGGCGAACAGCAGCCUGGAUUCUUCGAUUCGCGCACAAUGCUCGAUAUAAAAAGUACCAAGAAAAGUGGACUGGUCCUCUCUCGGGAAAAGAACUUCACCGGGGAGAAGUGUUGAUGUUUCGACAAGCUCAGAACGAAUUUUUUAUAGAUGAAAUAAACUCACUGGCGUCAACAUCUCCCACACCUACCAUACACAAAUCAAGUCCAAUCUACAAGCUGUGGCCCUUUCUUGAUGAUGAACAAGUCUUGCGAGCCGCAACUCGAAUCGAAGCAUGUGAAGCAGCUAGCAUGGAUGCGAAAAAUCCAAUAAUUCUUCCGAAAGAUCAUCCAAUUUCUCGACUCAUAGUGCAACAUUAUCAUGUAAAGUUCUAUCAUCGCAACCAUCAGACGGUAAUAAACGAACUGAGACAAAGAUUUCGAGUGACACCUAGGCUAUCAAGCCUAUAUUGGAAGGUGCGAGCAAACUGUCAGCUGUGUAAGAACCUAAAAGCCGCUCCAAGACCGCCUCGUAUGAGUAAUCUACCAUCAACAAGGCUUUCGACAUUCACCAGACCAUUUUCCUUCGUAGGCAUUGACUACUUCGGUCCAAUGUUCGUUUCUGUCAAGCGUAGUACUGAAAAGCGUUGGGGCGUCUUAAUAACUUGUUUGACCGUUCGAGCAAUACACAUUGAAAUCGCACACUCUUUGUCAGCUGAGUCAUGCAUCAUGGCUCUUCGAAAUUUUAUGGGGCGGCGAGGCACACCAACCAAAAUCUUUAGCGACCGUGGCACAAAUUUUAUUGGGGCAAAUAAAGAGCUCAAGGUGGCACUAGGGGAAAUGGAUCAAAAAGCUCUCUUGCAGGAAAUUUCAAGUCCAGAAACAACCUGGUCUUUCAUACCACCCGUUUCCCCUCAUAUGGGAGGAUCUUGGGAGCGGAUGAUCCAAACAGUUAAACGAAACUUGAACCAGAUAAAACCUAAGCAUCAGCUCAACGACGAGGUGCUUCGAAAUUUGUUAGUUGAAGUGGAAAACACCGUGAACUCUCGACCGCUUACUCACGUUUCAUCGGAGGAUCCAGAACAACCAGUAUUAACUCCGAAUCAUUUCCUCGUUGGAUCAUCGAACGGACUAAAACCAGCUUCGCUAUUGGACGACAGUGAAAAGGCCGUUAGAAGAACGUGGCGAUCAUCCCAGGUGGAGGCAAACAUAUUCUGGAAACGUUGGGUACGCGAUUACCUUCCUGAUCUAACCCAACGCUCUAAAUGGCAUACCCCUGCGGAACCCAUACAGGUGGACGACAUCGUGGUUAUAGUCGAUGCUAAUCUGCCAAGAAACUGUUGGCCGAUAGGUAGAGUCAUCUCAGCGGAAGCGAGCUGCGACGGAGAGGUACGAAAGGCCGUGGUUCAGACGGCUAAUGGAAUCUACGAACGACCUGCAGUGAAACUAGCCGUAUUGGAUGUUCGACGUAAAACAGAGUAA
Molecule: messenger RNA, 4440 nt
Organism: Uranotaenia lowii
Lineage: Eukaryota; Metazoa; Arthropoda; Insecta; Diptera; Culicidae
Exons: 1
Coding region: 307-4440 (1377 amino acids)
Biological process (GO): DNA integration
Molecular function (GO): nucleic acid binding
Source: RefSeq, a predicted model, not a curated record